AUGAGAGAUAUCGAAGGUUCUAUACCGGAGGACAGUUUCCGCAAUACAUACAAAGGAAACAUGCCACAUGGGACCAACGAAUCAUUUUCCGUGGCGAUUCCCCUCAAAUCAAGUUUCGACAGGGGACAGUCCGGCGGCCACGAUGUAGUAUUCGAGGAUUUUGACGUGACGACUCUCACAAAGCCAGCAGCGUACGCAUACAUAUAUAGCUCCCUACGAAGGAUCUACCGUGCUAAGGUUUGUGAUCCCUGGGACUUGUACAUACGUAGUGCAUACUAA
Molecule: messenger RNA, 279 nt
Organism: Gaeumannomyces tritici R3-111a-1
Lineage: Eukaryota; Fungi; Ascomycota; Sordariomycetes; Magnaporthales; Magnaporthaceae
Exons: 4
Coding region: 1-279 (92 amino acids)
Source: RefSeq, a predicted model, not a curated record